This is a messenger RNA of Gasterosteus aculeatus aculeatus (three-spined stickleback), 1523 nucleotides long. Its product is annotated as cold-inducible RNA-binding protein. Lineage: Eukaryota; Metazoa; Chordata; Actinopteri; Perciformes; Gasterosteidae. Gene Ontology annotation, molecular function: RNA binding. The record is from RefSeq and is a predicted model, not a curated record.
AGAAGAAGAAGAAGAAGAAGAAGCAGCAGCAGCCCAAAAUAAAAAGACGACAACGGCCGCCAUUGCUCCCCAACUACGUAGCACGGUGGACAAGUAGUCGGGUUCUCUAAACAUCUCGUUUGACGUUAUUCGACCCACGUUCUCACUCGUCGUCGUUUGGACCAACAUGUCGGACGAAGGUAAACUGUUCGUCGGAGGACUGAGCUUUGAGACCAACGAGGACUCUCUGGCUGCGGCCUUCAGCAAAUAUGGAACCAUCGAAAAAUUAGAUGUGAUCCGAGACAAAGAGACGGGCAAGUCCCGCGGUUUUGGCUUCGUAAAAUUCGACAACGCAGAAGAUGCCCUCGACGCACUAAACGGCAUGAACGGCAAAACGCUGGAGGGUCGAUCAAUCCGUGUGGAUGAAGCCGGAAAAGGGGGCCGUGCCAGGGGAGGUUUCAGUGGACCACGAGGAGGCGGAGGAGGCCGCGGAGGGGGCGGAUUCGGCGGGCGUGGAAGAGGUGGCGGCGGAUACGGCGGAGACCGCAGCUACGGAGACAGAAGCUACGGCGAUAGAAGCUACGGUUCCGAGGGCAGGUUCUCCGGCGGCAACCAGUACAGGAGUAGCGGCGGCAGCGGAGGUGGCGGCGGCAGCGGCGGCGGAUACUCGAGCUACCGCGACAACCGGAGCCAGGGGGGAUCCUACCGCGAGGGCUACGACAGCUACAGCGCUAACGAGUAACCCCCCCCCCGGUUCACGAUCAUCACCUGGCUGGCUCUAUUUCAAAGAUGCGCUCCUCGAGAUCGAUCGAGAGAAAUGUCCACGUGUUAUUUCUGACUUUAGUUUUAGUAACGUUACUUCUGUUGUAGUAGCUCAAGCAUCUUGCAAAAUGGAGCCAUCAUAUUUAGGUCAUUCCUUAACGAACCAUGUUACAUAUUCCACUUCCGGACACUGCUUUAUUGGGUAUCUUUAUUCCUCAACGGUAGAUUUGUGAAAUUCACAAAUCUGUGUAAUCUGAUUAGUAUUGUAAGUCCCCAAAUGAGGACUGAAAGACUGCCCCCGUGGCCACCACCAUAUCUGAAGACUGUCAAGCACUAAAAUGUCCUGAUCCUUUUUCUUUUCUUUUUUCCCCCUCAUGGACAUAUCCGAGGGGCUUGUUCUUUUCCUUUGCUUACUCCCUGUUCAGGCUCAGUGGCUGACCUACUUCUUGCCAGGUUUUAAAGUGAGGCAAGACAUUCGAAUUACUCCAUAAAGAGACUUUCGAUGGAUUUUAUACGACGUUCCCUUUUACUCUUAAAGUCCAGUGAGGCUCCUGAGUUCGACGAGUGAAUUCCUUUCAGACUGGACUACAAUUGUGUGCGCUGCUCACCAUCUGUGUUUAUAAAUCUGCUGUAAAAUGGACUAAUCUUAAGUGAAAAAUGUAACUGUUUCCCUAAGUAAUAGCUCAACCAAGUUUUGUACUUUAUGUUCUUUGUAUGAACCAUUUUUUGAGUUUGGCUUCAUGGAGCCUGUUAUUAAAAAGACUGUGGAUACAAAAAAGUAA